UUUACAUGUAAUAUUUGCCAACAAAAAGAUUCUGUUCCAAACAAAAAUUAUUUUCUGCCUGAAAAAAUGUAAGAAAUCACAUAGCUUAAUAAUUCUUCAUUUGAUAUGAUUACAACUUCUGAUUAUUUAUUAGAUCCUCCUAUGGCUCCAACUUAUUUUUUUUUAAUAGAUGUUUCAUAAGAAGCAUAAAAAAGUGGAAUGUUAAAUAUAAUAUGUGAUAGUUUAAAAGAAAUUAUUAUUUAAGAUAAACUUUAAGGAGGAGUUCGUAAAUAAAUAGGGAUAAUAACUUAUGAUUCAUAAAUACAUAUAUAUAAUUUAAAAUCAAAUCUAAAAUAAGCAUAAAUGUAUGUUUUACCAGAUUUUAAAGACGGAGAGUUGUUUCCUCUUUAAUUAGAAAAUUUAGUUGUUACCAUUGAAGAUUCGAAAGAUAUUAUUGUGGAUUUAUUAGAUAAUCUACCUAAUAUGUUACAGAAUUAAUAUAUUAAUAAUAAUACUAGUUGUUUUAUUUAUGCUUUGGAUGUAUUUUUUUAUAUAGAAUAUAUUAAGGAUUAAUUUUAUUUUAUUUUUAUUAAAUUUUUAUAAGGCUGCUUCUAAAAUGCUUAAAAACAAUGGAGACCUUCUUCAAAACAUUUUAAAAUUUUAAGCAAGGAAAUGAUUAAAAUAUGUCCUUUAUUAUUUGUAUUUUCUUAAGAAUUCAAAAAUCUGAUUACUUUAGGCGAAUUGCCUAGAAUUUUAAAUGGGGAAAUAUAUUUUUAUCAUGAUUAAGAAUAAAGAUAGAAAUAGUUUAAAGAAGAUUUAUUAUAUAAUCUUUAAAAAAGUUUUAAUUGGGAAAAUAAUUUAAAAAUUAGAAUUUCUCCAGGAUUUAAAAUAAAAUCAAUUAACGGGAGUUUUGCUUUAAAAUCAAAAGAUUAAUUUGUAUUUCCUUGUGAUUUAAGAAAACCCUUACUUCUCGACUUAGAAAUAGAAGAAAAUCAAUCAUAAUAAAAUAAUAUUGAAGUCUUUUCUAUAUAAACAGAACUAUUAUAUACUAAUAACGAAGGAUAAAGACUUUUAAGAUUUCAUAAUUAUGUUAUUCCUUUAAGUUCUUCUUUGUAAUAAAUAUAUGAUAGUAUAGAUCUUGAGGCUUAUUUUUUUUGUUUAUCUAAAAGAAUAAUCGAAAAUUUAUAUUAUUAUAAUAUAAAUGAAAUAAAAACAAUGUUAAUUACCGAAGUAAAAAAGCUUAAUUAUUAAGCUAAAAUAACUGAAAAAGUAAUUUUAAGUUAAAAUGAAUAAAUUUUUAAAAAAUUAAAAAAAAAAGAAUAAAUUAUCAAUAAAUGA
Molecule: messenger RNA, 1317 nt
Organism: Ichthyophthirius multifiliis
Lineage: Eukaryota; Ciliophora; Oligohymenophorea; Hymenostomatida
Product: sec23 sec24 trunk domain protein
Exons: 5
Biological process (GO): endoplasmic reticulum to Golgi vesicle-mediated transport; intracellular protein transport; COPII-coated vesicle cargo loading
Cellular component (GO): endoplasmic reticulum exit site; COPII vesicle coat
Molecular function (GO): zinc ion binding; SNARE binding
Source: RefSeq, a predicted model, not a curated record